Harmonia axyridis is the source of this 1399-nucleotide messenger RNA. Its product is annotated as protein phosphatase 1 regulatory subunit 21. The record is from RefSeq and is a predicted model, not a curated record. The coding region runs from base 262 to 1254 and encodes 330 amino acids. The transcript is spliced from 4 exons. Lineage: Eukaryota; Metazoa; Arthropoda; Insecta; Coleoptera; Coccinellidae. Gene Ontology annotation, cellular component: early endosome; membrane.
UUUCACAUAAUUUUCUGUUUAAUUCUGUCCAUGAAAUUACUAAUAAGUGAGAACAAAUGUCCUGAUUCAAGUAAAAGUAAGCUCUAUAUAAUUUAAUAAUUCGCAAUUUAUAUUGGCAACACUAGCACCAACCCUUCUAUUUGAAGCAUAAGCAUAGAGUCAAAAUAUAACCUUUGUUAUGAAAGCCGUCAAUAUUUUUAUUCAUAUUUAUGGAAUCCAGGAACUAGAUACAGUAAAAACAAACAAAACUUAUUACUUAUAAUGGAUAAGAAAAAUUCGUCAGAGCUGGAAGUCAAAUAUCAAAAAUUAGCAACUGAAUUUUCGAAGGUUCGAACUCAUGCAACAGUACUCAAAAAAGCACUCUUGGAUGAACAAGCCAAGAAUGUUGAACUAAAAGAUGUUGUUAAAAAGCAUGAACAACAAUUGAGAAAACACAAUCAAGAAAUGGAUAGUUUGAUGUUUCGCAAUGAUCAGCUGAGUAAGAGAAUAGCAGUUUUACAACAAGAAUUACUCACAAAUAAUAAAAAAGGAAAACAAAAGGGCAAUAAUGACUUGUGCCACCAACCGGAUCUAACUGUUAUCAAUGAAGAAUUACAGAAAAAAAUUGUGGAAAAUGCACAACUGUUAAGCAGUAUGACAGAUAAAGACUUUGAGAUCGAUAAUAAUAAAGAAAAAAUUCAAUGGUUAGAAAAUAAAUUGAAAAAUGUUCAAGAUAAAUAUGAAGAUAUGGAAAAAAAUUAUUCUGAUAUGAUUACCCAACUGAAAAAUCAAAAUAGUGUAAACACAGAACUUUUUCAAAAUGAUAUACAAUCUCAAAGUUCUAUCGAUUGUUCAAGGGAGUGUGAAGAUGAUCUAGAAGAAUUAAAGAAAAGUUGGCAAGAUGAAGUUGAACGAUGGAAACUUGAAUGUGAAUUGUUGAGAUCUAAGCCUACUUCAAAUGAGCAACUCACAAUAUACUAUGAAUCGCAACUUAGGGAAAUGCUAGAAACCAAACAAUUGUGCCUCUCGGAAACUAAAACAUUAUGGGCUGAAAAUACAGCUUUGUGUCAAAGACUUGAAAAUUUGCAACUAGAAUAUAAAGAAACCGAAUCACAGUUAGAAGUUAGAAAAGAAGAACUUAAUACUACUAAUCAUAACUAUAAAGUACAAUUAGAUGCUAUGACUGAGCAUUUAGCUGCUCAGAAUGAUAAAAUCACACAACAAUCUGAUGAAAUUGAAAUGCUCCGACAUAAAUUAUUAUCUAAAAAACAAUAAUAUUAUGUACCAUAUAUAUAUACAUAUAUUUUCAGUUGCCUAAGUAUUUAUACAUAUUUACAAUAAGAUAGUAAGUAUUGUUAUCGCUAUACCUAAAUUUUAUCUUGUAGAAAUAUACAUUCCAUUCACUAUGGCUUUUACCAAA